CGCAAUUAAGUGGCGGACGCCGCGCCUCGGUGUGUCCGGGUGUUUCCGCGCUUCACUCCCUGUACUGCGGAACCUGGGCCCAACGGAGAGCCGGAGAGGACCCUCUAAUCUAGAGCAGAAAUGAAUAAAAACAGCUGGCAGAAUAGGAGACACAGGAGAAGGAGCCACCAGCAGAACCCUUGGUUCAGACAACACAGUUCUGAGAGCAGGUGUAACGCAGGGAUACGGCAAAGCCUCCAGGAUUCUGACCCUGACGGUGACGAGGCCCCAUCGACCUCAUCCAGUACAGAUGGGAGUUCUGCGCCAGAUCUCCCAGGAUAUUACUUUGAUCCUGAAAAGCAACGCUACUUCCGCUUGCUCCCUGGACAUAACAACUGCAACCCCCUCACAAAGGAGAGCAUCCGGCACAAGGAGAUGGAGAGCAAAAGGCUACAGCUGCUGGAGGAAGACAGGCAGAAAAAGAAAACAGCCAGAGUGGGAUUUAAUACAUCUUUCUUGCUACAAAAAAGCAAGCUGGGUUUUCUCAAUGUCACCAGUUAUUGCCGUUUAGCCCAUGAGCUGCGAGUGAGCUGCAUGCAAAGGAAAAAGGUCCAAAUUCAGAGCUCGGAUCCCUCUACUUUGGCAAGUGACCGAUUUAACCUUAUACUGGCGGAUACCAACAGCGACCGGCUCUUCACAGUGAACGAUGUCAAAGGCGGAGGUUCCAAGUAUGGCAUCAUCAACUUGUGUGGUCUGAAGAUGCCCUCGCUCAAAGUGUAUAUGCAUGAAAACCUCUACUUUACCAACCAGAAGGUGAACUCUGUGUGCUGGGCCUCACUGAAUCACCUGGAUUCCCACAUUCUGCUGUGCCUCAUGGGAAUUGCAGAAACUCUAGGCUGUGCCACCCUCCUCCCAGCAUCGCUGUUCAUCAGUAGCCACCCAGCAGGAGACCAGCCUGGCAUGCUGUGCAGUUUCCGGAUCCCUGGGGCCUGGUCCUGUGCUUGGUCCCUGAACAUCCAAGCGAGUAAUUGUUUUAGUACAGGCUUGUCUCGGCGGGUUCUGGUGACCAACGUGGUGACGGGACACCGGCAGUCAUUUGGGACCGGCAGUGAUGUCCUGGCCCAGAAGUUUGCUGUCCUGUCUCCUUUGCUGUUUAACGGCUGUCGUUCCGGGGAAAUCUUUGCCAUUGAUCUGCGCUGUCGAAAUCAGGGCAAGGGCUGGAAGGCCACCCACCUGUUCCAUGACUCAGCAGUGACCUCUGUGCAGAUCCUCCGAGAAGAGCAGAACCUGAUGGCGUCCGACAUGGCGGGGACGAUCAAGCUGUGGGACCUGCGGACCAGUAAGUGUAUAAGGCAAUAUGAAGGUCACGUGAACGAGUAUGCCCACCUGCCCCUACACGUGCACGAGGAAGAAGGAAUCAUGGUGGCAGUGGGCCAGGACUGCUACACGAGAAUCUGGAGCCUCCGUGAUGCCCAGCUGCUGAGAACCAUCCCCUCCCCGCACCCCACCUCCAAGGCCGACAUUCCCAGCGUGGCCUUCUCUUCUCAGCUCGGAGGCUUCCGGGGAGCGCCAGGGCUGCUCAUGGCUGUUCAGCAGGACCUUUAUUGUUUCUCGUACAGUUAAUUCAGGGUGCAGCCUGGAUGGAUGUGGAUUUGACUUAAGAGAGUAAAGAGUAGCCAUACUUCUACCACAAUGGCUAUUGCCAGUGAGGGCAUUUUAAAUGGAUGCUUGGUGUAUACGGGGUCCCUUUUAGCCAGGUGCUGGGGAGAUAGUGCUGUUUUAUGUGGAGACGCUUCAGUAAAGUUAUUUCGGUUAAGUUGUGGGCUCAGAGAGCUUAAAAGUCCUUUUCAUAAAAGGUACCUAUUUCCUUUUCUUGUUGAAUUCCUUCGAAUAAUCCCUUCCCCCUAACCUUUCUUUUUUAAACAAAAAACUUUGUAUAAGGGCUAAAGUUUGGCAAUAAGUAAAGUUGCUUUCAGCAAAA
Molecule: messenger RNA, 1960 nt
Organism: Manis pentadactyla (Chinese pangolin)
Lineage: Eukaryota; Metazoa; Chordata; Mammalia; Pholidota; Manidae
Gene: DCAF4
Product: DDB1 and CUL4 associated factor 4
Exons: 14
Coding region: 121-1602 (493 amino acids)
Cellular component (GO): Cul4-RING E3 ubiquitin ligase complex
Molecular function (GO): protein binding
Source: RefSeq, a predicted model, not a curated record